This is a messenger RNA of Pectinophora gossypiella (pink bollworm), 603 nucleotides long. RefSeq names its product vesicle transport protein GOT1B. The transcript is spliced from 6 exons. Gene Ontology annotation, cellular component: membrane; endoplasmic reticulum. Lineage: Eukaryota; Metazoa; Arthropoda; Insecta; Lepidoptera; Gelechiidae. Bases 129 to 560 code for a protein of 143 amino acids. Gene Ontology annotation, biological process: endoplasmic reticulum to Golgi vesicle-mediated transport; retrograde transport, endosome to Golgi. The record is from RefSeq and is a predicted model, not a curated record.
CAUAGGUCGUCAAAAAUGACGUGGAGCGUUAGGUUAUGAAUUUGUUGUAUAUAAAAAAAUCGUAAAUAAAUAGCUCGUGAAAGAGUAUAGAUAGUUUGUGAAACACAAUUUAGAUAUUAUUCUCCAAAAUGAUAGAAAUAACGGACACUCAAAAGAUAGGUGUGGGCCUGGCUGGGUUUGGUAUGACAUUCCUCUUCCUUGGAGUACUGCUGCUAUUCGAUAAAGGUCUGCUGGCCAUAGGCAAUAUUCUUUUCAUAAGCGGUCUGGCCUGCGUGAUAGGGCUUCAGAGGACGUUCUUCUUCUUCUUCCAACGGCACAAAGUGAAGGCAUCCGUGGCCUUCUUCGGUGGCAUCACCAUCGUGCUGCUCGGCUGGCCCAUGGUGGGCAUGAUAGCUGAGAUUUACGGGUUCUUAUUAUUGUUCAGGGGUUUCUUACCAGCUGCGAUCAACUUCCUACGGAUGGUCCCAGUUUUGGGGUCGCUGCUCAGCCUGCCCAUCAUACGGGGGAUCGUGGACAGGAUAGCAGGCGACAACGGUCGGAAUAUGGACGGCGAUGCCUAAUGAAGACAAGAAAAAGUAAAAAUAAAUAUGUAUUAGUUUGACA